Sclerotinia trifoliorum is the source of this 4006-nucleotide messenger RNA. Lineage: Eukaryota; Fungi; Ascomycota; Leotiomycetes; Helotiales; Sclerotiniaceae. The record is from the annotation of a GenBank genome assembly.
UUCAAACUUCACUUCAGUUCACUCUGCAGUAUAGAAAUGAAGAUGAUUUGAUGAAAAGUCUUUUAUGUCUGAUCUGGAUAAAGUUAUUGUUUUGUUUACGUUAACAUCUAUAUAAUUAAUUCCUCAUUAUUUGUUUGUGUUUUCAAGGAGGCUUUAUUAAUUGGUUGUCGUAUCUUACUUUUCUUCCAUUGUUGCGCGCCCGGAAUCUGUCUCCAUGCCCGAUUCUCUCACCGAAAUCAAUCCCUCAUGAUCAUCACUAAGCAAAAUAGUACGCGCACCACCUUGUAAGCACUUUACCGUUGCUUCUUCAUUAAGGGUUGCAUAUAUUCAAUUUCUUAUAUUCGCCUUAUCGUUCUUUCUUCUCUCGAUUCGCGAACUAUCCUAGGUAUUCUUUUCCACUUCCACGUUCAAUAUCUAUUCGUAGUCAAAGUCAUGAUUUCAUGAUUUCAUGAUUCAUGAUUACUUCUAAGCGUUCGGGACAUUUGCCCUGCGUGUGUGGAGUUGUCUUUGCCUCCUCGCUCGGUGCCUGCAGCUCUUCUCAUAUCGAAGAUAGUUUUGGUAUACUUCCUCAACUCUGAUAUUCAAAAAAAGACCAGAACUCUUUUCUCCAUAUUUUUUUGGGGGGAUAUUUUCGUUGGCUUGUCAUAUUGAUUAGGAUAGAUACUUGUCAAAUUAUUGACUGACAACUAAUAGCAAUGUCGAUGCAUCCGAACUAUUCCCAUAAUGGGAGUCUUCCACCCCUAGUACGAUUCACUUCUUUUACUCUUCAAUUCUCUCAUGACCUUCGAUCUGAUGGGAAAUCUAGUAUUAUCCUUCGCCUCCCUCCAUGCAUACUUCAGACUCCGGGUAUGGUUCCACACGUGGAGAGAUGGGUCCACCAUCAUUGGAUCUCCCGCCUCAACCUAUUGAGAUUGAUCUGAGUCUAAGGACCCUUCCACAUCCGGCUUUCCCUUCAAUUUCUUGGGAGCCAACAUUGCCUUCUACCCAUGGAUUUUCUGAUUUGAACUCUCCAUAUGAACCAAUUUCCAGGAUUCAACAACUGCCAGUGGAUCGGACGACUGGCCAGGCUCCAUUACUCCAAUGGUAUGCUGAUAAUGAUGGACCCUGGUACCCAAAGACGAUUUCAGAUCCUGUCUCGGACGAGAGAGCAAAUAUCAAGGUUCGUUCAAAUAAUCGAGCACCCGUUGCUUUUGCCGUGCCAUAUCGUGAACAAGAUCACUUGGGGAAUGGGUCCUUUCAUUUCGGUGCUCCACCACAUUCAGAUUCCGGAUAUGGAACCAGAAGGAGCGUUGGAAAUGCUUCAAUCUUUAGCGCUGAUGUGAGUGAUCGCGAUCAAGACUGCCAAAGCUUAGCGGGUCAUGUUGCAGGUGAUCAACCAUUUCCAGGCUUAAAUGAGGCAUUGCAAUCUCGUGAGAAUAGGACAAGCGAACCAUGGCCAUUACAGCUACCGGCAUCAAUCAACUCUCCAGGUCUAUUUUGUUCAACGUGUCAAAAAUUCGUCAAAACGAAAUCAGAGUUAAAGUACGUAUUACAGCAAUAUGGGUUGAGGAAGUAUACUAAUUUUUUAUAGGAAGCAUGACUUACGACAUAAAAAGCCUUUUGUGUGCAAGUAUCCAGGUUGCACAAGGGCCGAAGGAUUUAGCACAACCAACGAUCUAGAUCGACACACCAAGAGCAAACACCCUUUAGCUACGACAUCAAGGGCGGAAUCAAUGAAGAAAUACCACUGUGUCGUAUCCGGAUGUAAGUCUAAGGACAAAGUUUGGCCUCGACUCGACAACUUUCGGAGUCAUUUAAAACGAGUUCAUUCCAAUUACGUUAAAUCGGAAGAUAGUUUUGAGAAAAUUCUAAAGGAGUAGGUCUAUGAAGGUUUUGGCAACACUUGGAGCGACUAACCUAUCUUAGGGCAGAAUUUUUCGAACAGUCAGGUUUGAGUCAAGAUGCUCCGCUUCCCGCAGAAGUGUCUACCCAAAGUACCUCGUCCAGCAGGGAGAUCAAUGAAAGUUUACCCAAAGUCCGGGAUAUUAAAUCCAAUUGGAAGCCCGUCUAUCCAGAAUUGAUCCAGGAUCUGGUUACCCCAAUGGAUACCCCAAUUGAGAAAUCCUUCGUCCCGGAUGCCAAUGACAGGAGCACUACCAUACUUGGACCGAACAAUCCUACCUCGGAUUCACAUACCAGAGAUACCAUUCAACCAUCUGAAUUAUAUCGGAAUCCAAUUGGAGUUAUUAACAAGAUCCCAGUGGAAAGUGUUCUAUCGACCCCAGUGGGUACGAAGAGUGCAUUAGAUGUUAACCUUGAUCAUGUAAGCCGUCCAUCGGUAGAGAGAAAUCCAUUACCAUCUGCAGCUAAGGCGUCUCAGCUUAGUAGCGUCUCAGCCACAGAUGCAGCCAUUACGGAAGUAAUCAGAACUGCGUUGGCCGAGACGAAAAAUGCAUUUAACGUUGGUACAUUAUCGAUGGAACGGAAAGUUUUGCCUAAUGGAAAAUUUUCUUCUGAUGAUUAUUACUGGGGAUCCACAACAGAUAAAGAUGCGUGCUCAUUAGAUGAACUUAACAAGUCCAUAUCUUCUACAAAAUACGAUUCUCUGGACCAGGAAAAAGCCGUCGAAGUUUUCAAAACCCUUCAGAAGUUUGGUUACAUUAUUCAAAAGGAUCCAAAUCAUACUCGGAAACAAAAUAUUGGAUCCGUUGCCAGUAAUAAGAGUGACAACCAAGUUAUCUGUCAGGUUUGUGAAAAGUUCAAAGGACGACCUUGCGAGUUAAAGUAAGAUGAAAUUUAUCUCUUGCAUGACUAUUGCUAAUAAUUAGACAGAAAACAUAUGAAACGCCACGAGAGGCCGUAUGGCUGCACUUUCUUAACCUGCAAUAAAACUUUUGGGAGUAAAAAUGAUUGGAAACGACACGAGAAUUCACAACACUUUCAACUGGAGAGUUGGCGCUGUGACAAGGAGAAACCUGAAGGAGGCGCAUGUGCCAAAGUCUCUUAUCGCCGUCAAACGUUCCAAGAUCAUUUAAAAAAAGAACAUGGUAUGCUUGACCAAGACGCUGUGAGGAUCAAGGUCGAAGCUUGUCGUAUCGGUCGGAACUGUCAGUCUCGUUUCUGGUGCGGCUUUUGUGAAAGUCUCAUUGAUCUUCAGAGGAAAGGUCUUCAUGCCUGGACAGAAAGGUUUGACCAUAUAGAUGACCACUUCAUGGGACGUCGGGGUACUCAAAAACAAGGCAUUCAGGAUUGGAUCCCAGUUGAUGGCGAUAAACCUAAAGGUGAUGUUGCCAGUCCAAAUUCUUUAGGUGAAUCUCCAUCAAAAGACGGUCGAGAGGAAUCUUCCCCCGAUUCUACCAACGAUCCUGGUAGAAGUUCACCUGAACCUGUGGAUAGCACCAGAGCUUCAUCCUCUCUGUUAGGACAAGAAUCUACGCUCUCGAGGAAGCGAGAACGCAGCGACGAUGAAAAUGAUAGACCUACAAAAUAUACGAAGAUUACGGAGAUUGUUUACUGUGUAAGCAUCAUCAUUUACUGUGCCGCAUGCAAAUACUAACAUAAUUAUAGUGUCAAUGUUCGGAUGAUCCAGGACGUACUCUUACUCUCAGCCCAAAAUGUACCUCCUGCAAUCAUCAUUACUGUAACGAUUGCAAACGAGAUUCAAUUGGCAACUGAAGGAGAUCAAAUGUUUUGACACUUGAUAGGAUAUUUUUGAAAUUUCAGCAGUUAGUUUAAUGAUGGUUAUCAAUUGGAGAAGAAUAAUCGUGUAAAAAUAUAUAUGGUUUAUUAUGAUGAUGGUAUUGGGUAGGAAUUUGAAAGCAAUAGGAGGGAAUAUAUCCAGGGAUUUUUUUUCACUUUGGCGCUUCCAUAUUUAACCUUGCGGAAGAAAGAAAAUCCAAACUUUUUCUCUCACUUUCCAUGGAAUGAAAUGUGAAGCUUAGCGAGGGGCACAGUACAUUAAUAACUCGUAAAACGACUCUUGAGAUAAAGUGUAUUUAUUGGACGGAGUAGAUGGCGGUUAAUUGAU